Molecule: messenger RNA, 2362 nt
Organism: Anoplopoma fimbria (sablefish)
Lineage: Eukaryota; Metazoa; Chordata; Actinopteri; Perciformes; Anoplopomatidae
Gene: nsmfa
Product: NMDA receptor synaptonuclear signaling and neuronal migration factor a
Exons: 15
Biological process (GO): positive regulation of neuron migration; regulation of neuronal synaptic plasticity
Cellular component (GO): nucleus; cytoplasm
Source: RefSeq, a predicted model, not a curated record
AUGGGAACCUCCGUGUCCAAAAGGAAGAAUUUAAGAAACGAUGCGAUAUCCUCUGUGGCAGCAAAAGUUAGAGCAGCGCGAGCAUUUGGAGAGUACCUGUCCCACACACAACCUGAAAACCGAAACGGAUCAGCUCAUCUUCUGUGUGAAACCUUGGUGGGUCCAGACCCGGAGUCCCCAAGUGACACAAUUAGCCCCAACAACAACAACCACCUCCAUCCCUGUUCCAACGCCACCAAGGGCUGUGAGGAAAAACAGGAGCCCAACCUGGUGAAACCCCCACUGGGCUUACUCCAGCCUCCUCCACCUUCCAUCACCAUCUCUACCAAAGCAUCGCGACUGUCCCUCGAGCGCAGCUUCUCGGCGGAGGAAGACCAGCAGAAGAGCGUGGAGUGCACCCUGCAGCCUGCUCGCGUGUACACCAUCACCAGCCAGCGCGGUAUGCUGAUGAGCAGCGGCCGGGGCAGCAAGGAGAGCCUAGAACUGGACGUCCUGAAGGAGAAGUCGGGGAGUGGCGGGGUGGGAUCCAGAGGUGGCUUGAUCCAGCCCUCCACUUCCCCUUCCUCCAACUCAUCGUCUCCAACUCAGUACCACCAUGCCAGCAGCGGCCGUGGCACCAGCCACCAUCACAGAAACCAUCAUGAAGCUCACCACGGGAACCACCACCACCACGGCGUCCCGGGCACCAAUGCACCCUCCAGUAGUGGAGGAAGUAGCGGGGCAAGUGGAAGCGGCAGUAGCAACCACCAGCAGCAGCAGUCUCUAUCUGCCGCUGGAUCCUACUCCCAUCAUGGAACACACCAUCACGGCCACCACCAUCACUUGUCUCAACCCCCGCUGCAGACCUCCGUCAGCGCCCACAACAUCCGCGGCUGGGGCGAGGGUGGGAAAGGGGAGGCGGAGUGCAGCGGGCUGGCCUGCGAGUCGUGUAGUGGAGCGCCCUCGCGAAGCCAGGGCUCCCUGGACCUGGAGAGCGCAAACCGAGAGGCAGGCAAGCAGCACCGACGCCUAGAGCGGAUGUGGAGUGUGGACCGGGUGACUGGGCUGGAGAGAGAGGACACCAACUGGUUCCCCAAGGAAAAUAUGUUCAGCUUUCAAACUGCCACAACAACCAUGCAGGCGUGAGUGGCUUUCCGGGGAUUUGUGCAGAGAAAAAGGAGAGUGAGGGAGCAGGAUUCGGCAGAAGUCAUCCAGAGGAACUUCCGGAAGCAUCUUCGGAUGGUGGGCAGCAGGAGGAUGAAAGCACAGACAUUCGCUGAGCGUAGAUCGAAGAGUUUCAGCCGUUCCUGGAGUGACCCCACCCCGGUCAAGACUGACUCUCCUCAUGAACCCAGAGACAGUGGAGACCUGCAGGCCUCCUGCGGUACAUUGGAUGAAGGGGGCCUUGAUGACAAUAUGGACUGGGAGGAGGAGCGAGAGAUGGAGAGGCUUGCCUGUGAAGGAGACGACUUUGUACCUCCCAAAAUCAUGCUGAUCUCUUCUAAAGUCCCAAAGGCAGAGUACGUUCCCACUAUUAUUCGCAGGGAUGACCCCUCCAUCAUCCCCAUCCUCUACGACCAUGAACAUGCAACUUUUGAUGACAUUUUGGAGGAAAUAGAGAAGAAGCUCACAGCCUACAGGAGAGGAAGCAAGUUCUGGAGGAUGCUCAUCUUUUGUCAGGGAGGUCCCGGUCACUUGUAUUUACUGAAGAAUAAAGUGGCAACCUUUGCUAAGGUGGAAAAGGAGGAGGACAUGAGCCAGUUCUGGAGGAGGCUCAGUCGCUUCAUGAGUAAAAUCAACCCAGAACCAAACCUUAUCCACAUAAUGGGAUGCUAUGUCCUGGGCAACCCCAACGGAGAGAAGCUGUUCCAGAAGCUGAAGAAUCUGAUGAGGCCUUAUUCUGUCGAGUUUGAGUCGCCGCUGGAGCUGUCUGCACAGGGCAAGGAGAUGAUUGAGAUGUACUUCGACUUCCGCCUCUACCGGCUUUGGAAGACACGGCAGCACUCCAAACUCUUGGACUAUGAGGAAUUUUUGUGACGAAGAAACGCAGAUAAUGGGCUCAGCGGAGCCCUACAGUGCCACGAGAAACCUGUUAAAAACUGAUCCAGUCACCGAACAUUGCUCAACUAUAAUGCUCGACCCGUCAACUACAUACAAACAGUCAUGCAUUCAUCCCGGAGAGGACUGGGAGGGGAGGAAGAAGGAUGACAGGCGGGACAAGGUGGCUGAAGACAAACUAAAUGAUGCUGUGCCUCCACUCCUCCUCAUUUUCAGAGUAAGGAUUGAAAACUUACAAAAAGGGCCCGAAAAAAUACACAUAAAAUAAAAAAUGAGGAAAAAGUGCUGGACUGUAACUGGACUGUCCACGUCUUAGUCACCAACU